Cyprinodon variegatus (sheepshead minnow) is the source of this 1695-nucleotide messenger RNA. RefSeq names its product beta-1,3-galactosyltransferase 2-like. The record is from RefSeq and is a predicted model, not a curated record. Bases 48 to 1199 code for a protein of 383 amino acids. NCBI's taxonomy places the organism in Eukaryota, Metazoa, Chordata, Actinopteri, Cyprinodontiformes, Cyprinodontidae. Gene Ontology annotation, molecular function: N-acetyl-beta-D-glucosaminide beta-(1,3)-galactosyltransferase activity. Gene Ontology annotation, cellular component: membrane. The transcript has 3 exons.
AAGAGUGUUCAUUUUAGAGUUUACUAAAGGAUAAGGUUGGAGCAAUUAUGAGGAGUCCGGCUGAUUUCGAUGAAGAGACUGGCAGGCGAAGUGAUUUUGCCAAGGACCUGUAUCAGCAUAAGAAUCAUCUGUUUCGCUCCUGGUUUCUGGAGCUGCUAAUGCUGUGUCUACUCAUAAUUGUCUUAUUUGUGGCCUUCUCAGACAGUGAUCUUUCAUGGUUUGAAAAACUUUACCAUCACAGCCAGUACCAUAGUCUUUUCAACCACAGCCAUCAGUUUGGUUCACCUGCUUAUCGAGUCACCCCAACGCACAAAAAUAUGCUAAAUACAAUUCAUAAAAGUAUAGAGUCUCCUGCACUGCAGUCUGGAGGUCUUCAGUACCAUCAAGCCUAUCCGCACAACUACCAGUUUGUUAUGGAUAACACUGAGGUUUGCAAAAACAAUGCACCUUUCCUGGUCUUGAUUGUGCCAGUGGCACCAAUAAACAUUGCAGCUCGGGAAGCAAUCCGCCAGACAUGGGGCAAAGACAGGCUGGUUCAGGGUGAGGUGGUAAUUACUCUUUCCAUGUUGGGUCUACAUGAGGGAGCAGAUGUGGAGAAGCUUAAACAAGAGAAUGAGCAACACCAUGACCUGAUCCAGAGCAACUUUAUGGACACAUAUCUUAACCUGACCAUUAAAACCAUGGUAAUAAUGGACUGGCUGGCCACACGCUGUCCUACAGCAGCCUAUGCAAUGAAGGUGGACUCUGACAUGUUCUUAAACAUCGAUAACUUGGUGCUCAUGCUGCAGAAGCCAGGGAUCCCAAAGCUGAACUAUCUAACGGGAAUGCUUAUGUGGGACAUCCCGGUUAUCCGAUCAAAGAGCUCCAAGUGGUACGUUCCUGAGGAGAUGUACCCUGAUCCCAAAUAUCCCACAUACACCCUGGGCAUGGGGUAUGUCUUUUCCAACGAUCUUCCUGCUAAAUUUGUCGAGGUCUCAAAAUCUAUCAAACCUUUUAAUAUAGAGGAUGCUUAUAUUGGAAUGUGCAUGAAAAAGCUUGGACUUUCACUGACGCCUCCACCCAACCCUUCCCAAUUCAAGACGUAUAAUUCAAAAUAUGAUCGCUGUGAAUUCUCUACGAUCAUUACAUACAUUCUUGGCUCUUCAGAAAAUCUGAUAAAAUACUGGUCAGACUAUAAGAAGCCCGGGCCACAUUGUUAGAGCUUUUAACACGAUGAAACACUAUGAAACACUUGGGUUUUUAAAAAGAGUUAUUAAAAAAAUUGGUUUGACUUUAUAGAUGCACUGCAAUUAUUGUUACUUCCUAAGCUAUUUUAUUUAAAAUCUCAUACAGAUGCCUCAUGAAGCAAGGUGGUAAAGUAGAUUGAUCUUCAUCUUACAAAAUGUAAACUAUAAAGGGACUUCUUGUUCAGUAUUUCUUUAUGUGUAUAUGUGCUUUUCUGAUUGCUUUUGAUUAGAAAGCUCUAUACUUUAUUUAAAUGGAGUGGUAUUUACUUAAUUUACUUAAUAAUGGAUAAAAAAAAAACAGAAAAAUGAUUUGAUAGCAUUAAAAAAAGGUAUAGCUUAAUUAAACGGGAUAAAAUUCAGCUGUAAUCAUCAGGGAAUAGGUUAAAUUAUGUUGGCUAUGUCUUAUUAUGUGGAAUUACAGGGUACAUAAACUGUUCAGUCCGUACAUUUAAAACAAUGUUAUUUGACU